Messenger RNA from Durusdinium trenchii, 2130 nucleotides. The record is from the annotation of a GenBank genome assembly. Lineage: Eukaryota; Dinophyceae; Suessiales; Symbiodiniaceae.
AUGGACGCAGCAGUGAAGAAUGAGGUGGCCCAAGCCAUCAAGGCCGCUGAAGAGGGCGGCUUGGUGAAGGGCGUGAGUCAGAUCAUGACCGUCUUGCAGAAGCACAAUUUGGUGCGAGAACAGAUCCUGGAACCUGGUGUGGUAGGAACACAUCCCGAGAACCGGGACGGCUUUGGCAUCUCGGCACUGGACACACACAGUUUGCUCCAAUCAAUCAGUGAGAUUGGGUUUGACGAGCGCCAGUGCAAUGCAAUCUGCGUUGAAGUAUCUUCGUCAACCUUGGACAAGGCCUAUUCUUUCAAUGCAGAGCUCGUCCGCCAAAGUAUGGGACUCCUGCCACCAAUUCCCAGGGGAACUCUUCGAUACCUUUCAUUGUCUUGCAGCCACACCAACGCUGCGCUCAGAUGCUUGAUUGCAGGCAGCCCCAGCAAAAGCGAGACUUUGUCUUUGGAUGGUCGCCUACACCUUGGUAGAGCUUCUUCCCUGGACCCAAUGCUUGGGAAAGCGUGCAGGGAGGGAAUCAAGUGGAAGGUCGUCAACUCUGAGGUGGACCUCGAGUUCCCAAGCUUUUCUGCGUUGGUGCAGGCCAGUAUGAACACGUCAGUCAGCAGAGGAGAACACGAGGCCCAGAUGCUCCUUCGGAUCUUCAAAGCACAAGAGAGCGCAAAAGAUCUCGGUAAACCUUUCACCUGGGAUGAACUACGUGCCCGUCUUUUGAAAAGCAAGCCUGCUUGCGCUGCAUGCAUGCCUGGAAUGUUCAAAUUCUUGAAGAAAUUUGGAGGCGGCAUGUUGGCGCGCACAGAAGCUUUCAUCAAGUCCAGUGCUGGCUCAAGUCGACAGCUUGGCCCUGAUUUCUUUGAACACUUGAGCCUGGAUCCAAAACCACAAACACAGAAUCCUUGUGUCAUGUUCCGUCACGCCCUACUUGUGGCUGGGUACACUUGUCCCAUUGACAAGUUUCUGAACGCGAGUGACGUGAAGAAGUUGUUUGCCAAGGAUUUCAUGCCAGACAACAUUGCUGCCAAUGCCAUGAUGGGUGAAAUUGACAGUCUCAUCAAGGCAACAUUCCCCACGGAGCACCCGCACAAGUCCGAGAUUGACCAGUUGCAAGUGGCCUUUGAAAGGAACUUGGUGAUGGUCGCCCUGCAGAAGAAGCACAAAGACUUGCCUGAUUUGGCUGAUUUGAAUGAGUGCGCCAUUGCCUUGUGCAGUGGCAUUGAAAAGGCUACUGGUGGCACCGUGCUCUCCACCACAUGGAAGGCCAGCGAAGCAUCAUCUGCUUCGUGUACCACUGCAAAGGCCGCCCCGGCACCUCCGCAAAUGCGGGAGUACGAUGAGAGCGGCAACCUCAAGAAUCCAGCAGUUCUGCUGGAAGAAAAGGGCUUCAGUGUGGGGAAGUAUGUGGUGAGAAAAAAGGAUAAAGUGCUUGGCCAGAUUUCGGCCAUCAGUGCUGACAAGGUCACCCUAGAGGUGGAUGGAGAUUUUUACCGAGUUUCUUGGGAAGGGUUUGUGAGCGGACAAUGGAAAGUCACCGAUGCACCUGCUGAGAAAGAGCCAAUUGAUCUGAAGGCUUGUUCACCAUCUGAUUCCUUGGAAGUCGAAACUCAGAUCUGCAAGGGCCGCAUCCUGCAGAAACUUUGUGAACUUGAGCGCAAGCAUGCCGAUUGCCUUGAAAAGAUCAGGGUGUACUCCAAGCCUCGGUCUGUGGAAGCAAGCCAGCCUGUCAAUGUUGGCAAGAUGGUCCUCGUCCCAAGCACUUUGAGAAUUGAGUGUGUUCGAGACUAUGACCCAUUCGAAGGGCAUGGUGGCAUUUGCCUGGGGCUAUGUGGUGCGGAGAACGCAACUUUCUUUUUGCAACCCACAUGCAUCCCUCCAGCGGAAGAUAGACCUGGUUUCAUCGCACCCUUCUGGAUGGUGAAGGGUACACCCGAUCCUGAAAUGGCAAAUUGCAAGGUUGCGCCUCUCGUAGCUGGGACUGAUCGAAAUGACUCUUUGUCCAAAAUUCCAGUGCUGAAAAAUUUCAAAGCGCUAAAGGAAGGGGAUGUUUUGCUUCAGCAUGUGGCCCCGAAAGUUGUUGAGCUUGAAGCUCUUGAGUCCUUACCCAAAAGGCGCCGCGCGAAGGGAGCCUAA